UUGCCGCCCCUAAACAACCUGCAGCUCCCCCGGCACCCUUGUUCUUCACUUGUCACAGUAAACGCAUCUUUCUCCCAAACAUUCGCCUCUAUUAGUCUCUUCACUCACUUCUCACACCCCCAUCUCCUUCUCCACCAACCUUGUCGGAUAUUUGAGCUUAAGCUUCGGCUCCAAUGGCGGCAUUCGACCAUGUCAAAGACAUGUACGAUGUUGCUCUAAGGCCCCGUCUGUUGCAAACGAUCAUCAGAGACCUCCCCGACGAUAAACACCCGUCUGCGAGUCCAUCGGAGCUGUCGAAGGUAGUCUACGCAAUCAAAACCCACAACCUCCUUUGUGAGUCUGUACAAGAUGUGACUGACCAAAAGCUAAUCACUACGUGGAAAUCCGCUAUGGAUUCCUGGGUCCGUCGCUUGGUGCAGCUUGUUUCUAGUGACAUGCCAGAUAAAUGUUGGGAAGGAACUUUGAUGGGGGUGACUUGUCGGGAAUGCAGCUCUGAGCGGUUCUUGGAAUCAUACUCUGGUUGGUUCCAGAUACUUCUAUCACAUAUUCAGCCCACAACAACUUCUCAAUUUGUGAAGGUGGCCUCUUGUGCCUCGAUGUCAGAUCUCAUCACAAGGUUGGGUGGAUCUCUAAAUGCAAAAAGGGAUGGAACUGCACAUGCCGGGAAACUUGUUCAGCAAAUUAUUCAACCAGUUUUGAAGUUGUUAAAUGAUGAUCAUUCAGAGGUUGUUUGGGAAGGAGCAGUUCGAUUGUUAUGCACAAUUAUAUCUUUCUUUCCAUUGAGCAUCAGUCGUCAUUAUGACAGUGUUGAAGAUGUUAUUGCUUCAACAAUUUUGUCAGGAAAAGGAAGUGAUAACAUGCUGAAGAAACUUGCUUAUUGCCUGGCAGUACUACCAAAGUCAAGAGGGGAUGAGGAUAGCUGGUCCUUAAUGAUUCAGAAGAUUUUAUUGUUGAUUAAUGGUCACCUGAAUGAUGUCUUCCAGGGGUUUGAGGAAGAAACGAAACGCCAUGAAAUUAUUAGAUUAUUGAUUCCCCUAGGAAAAGAUCCCCCUCCUCAGUUGGGAGGAAAUAAAGUGUCAGGAAAAGAUUCGACGAAGGGAAGAAAGAGUUCUCAGCGUUUGACAAUGUCUAGUAUCUCUGCACUGAUGGUUUGCUGCUCUACAAUGAUAACAACUUCGUACCCUGUUCAGGUGACUGUUCCUAUUCGGUCCUUAUUUGUCCUUAUUGAGAGAGUGCUGAUUGUGGAUGGUUCCCUCCCACACUCUCUGCUGCCCUUUAUGACUGCCACACAGCAAGAGUUUAUUUGUUCGGAACUACCACUUCUGCACCUGUAUGGUUUAGAGUUCCUCACUGCUAUUAUAGAGGGCGUGCGCAGUCAACUUUUACCACAUGCUGCUUAUUUAGUGCAUCUUCUUUCAGUGUACUUAAAGAGAUGUGCAUUGCCAGAAUUAAGGAUAAAGGUCUACUCAAUCACAAGGAUUUUGCUGAUAUCCAUGGGUUUUGGUAUGACAUUAAGCUUGGCACGGGAAGUUGCUAACAAUGCUUUGAUUGAUCUGAAUCCCAUUGUGAAUGAGAGUGGUGGUGCACCUUCUAGUGGAAACUCGAAGCCUUCUACUGAAGCAUUGCUUCAAACAACACCACAAUCUAGCCAUAGAAAGAGGAAGCAUGGAGCUUCAAGUGGAUCUCUUGAGUGGCAUAAGACUAGUAGUUUGGGAGAGGGGAACCCCAAGAGCCAUACGAUAUCUCCUAUUCCUGUGAAAAUCGCUGCACUUGAGGCAUUAGAAGCCCUUGUCACUGUGGGUGGUGCGUUGAAAUCUGAAGGAUGGCGAUCAGAUGUUGGUCUUCUUCUGAUGGACAUAGCUACAAAUUCUAUGAAAGUGGGACGUGCUGGUGAUAACAAAAACAUUUACCAGCUGAAGGAACCUGUUGAUAUCUGGGGUGAUUUGCAGCUUGCUGCUCUACGUGCACUUUUGGCAUCGUUACUUUCUUCAUCUGGUGUCCGCCCCCCUUAUUUAGCUGAGGGUCUUGAUCUUUUCCGCAGAGGCAAGCAAGAAACUGGAACCAAAGUUGCUGGAUUUUGUGCUCAUUCUCUUUUGACCUUAGAGGUCCUUGUACAUCCCAGGGCACUCCCACUAGCAGGUUUCUCGGUUGGAGUUAGCCACAAACUCCCAGAAAACAUGUACUCUGGUAGUGUAAAGCACCAAACUCCGUUUUCAAGUGACAUACAGGGAAUGUAUGAUGCUUCUGAUUCAGAUUGUGACGACCUAUAUACUAGCUGGCUUGCAACUGGUAAACAAUUAGAAGCACCGAUGAGUGACCUAGACAAGACUAUGCAGGCGGGAGAGCCAUCCAAAACUCUAACAGUUCAUCGGGAUAAAAAACUUGUUGUAGAUGGUUCAUUUGGAAAAGAGACUCUAGGAGGAAGUGCACAGGAGCUCAAAUUAUCCAUUCAGGAUGUGGAUAUGAGAGUCAAUGGGGAUGAAAAUAUGGUUGAAUCCUGCCAAUUUCAAGAAUUUGCAGUGCAACUUGAGAAUGGUCUGUCUUCAAAAGUUGCCUCAGUGGCUGGAACUAGAGUUGCUGAAGAAGUCUUUGGGAGGGUUGCUCUUGGAAGUGGUCCAUCUGAUCAAGCAGGUAGCAUUACGGUUACAACCCAUGAUGUUCCGGUGGCUAAAGGUGAUGGGUUUCUUGGCAGAGAGAAGAAUUCAGCGUCUACUUCAAAUCCUGAGAAGGGCAAGGGAAUUGCAUAUGAACUGGGUAAUGAUUCAGAUGCGGAUUCAUUUCCUGAUAUUGUGGAUCCAGAUUCUGAUUCUGAAUGAUGUAAGAAUUUUUGGUUGAUUGAGUUUGUUUUCUAGAGACUCUAGAAUUCGUCUUGGGUUGGGAGGAAUUAGGGAGUUGGUUCACAUUGUUUGUGUCGUUAGACGUCUUUAGUCAAGUGUUUGGUGAAGGGGAAGAACUUCAGAAAUUGACUCAAGUGAAGAAGGCCCUUGUCAUCUUUUUGUAACAAAGUUUUAAUUUUACAGAUUCGUGAUGUCUUUUGAGAUGUUGAAGAAGCUAUUCCCAACCUUUUAUGGAAGUUUUGCCUAAAUGUGAAUCCGUUACGUAA
Molecule: messenger RNA, 3103 nt
Organism: Malus domestica (apple)
Lineage: Eukaryota; Viridiplantae; Streptophyta; Magnoliopsida; Rosales; Rosaceae
Biological process (GO): rRNA processing
Cellular component (GO): nucleus
Source: RefSeq, a predicted model, not a curated record